Messenger RNA from Anastrepha obliqua, 702 nucleotides. Its product is annotated as probable peptidyl-tRNA hydrolase 2. The record is from RefSeq and is a predicted model, not a curated record. Gene Ontology annotation, molecular function: peptidyl-tRNA hydrolase activity. NCBI's taxonomy places the organism in Eukaryota, Metazoa, Arthropoda, Insecta, Diptera, Tephritidae. Gene Ontology annotation, cellular component: cytosol; mitochondrion. The transcript is spliced from 2 exons. The coding region runs from base 15 to 560 and encodes 181 amino acids.
AAAUCAAUUGAAGAAUGGGUGAUCACAGACUAUUGGACACAAGUCAGGUUAUCAAUGGCAUUGCUGUGUUGCUAUCGUUCUUCGUUGGCUACAAGUACGCCUUAAAGCGACAUGAUGUUAGUGAAGAAGCCAAGAAUUCGAAGAGUACCGAUGAAGGAAGGGGGGACACCGUCGCCCCUCAGGAAGGUUUUUUUGCCAGCUUCAGCAACAACUACAAAAUGGUAUUAGUAGUGCGGAAUGACCUGAAAAUGGGUAAGGGCAAAAUCGGUGCACAGUGUGGUCAUGGUGCAGUUGGUGCCUAUCAGAAGGCCGUUCGACGCACACCACGACUUGUGCGUGCCUGGGAGAGUACCGGUUGUGCCAAAAUUGCGCUUCGUGUUGAAAGUGAACGAGAGAUGAUGGCGAUUAAGCACGCUGCAGAAGCGAAUAAUCUCACUACGUGUCUGAUUCGCGAUGCCGGCCGUACACAAAUUGAACCCAAUUCGAAAACUGUUUUGGCCAUUGGUCCCGCGUCCGUGGAAGACAUCGACAAAGUGACAGGCCACUUGAAAUUAUUGUAGAGUUUCGCGUCACGUUCAAAUUCAAGAAUAUAAAGAUUACUAAAGCCAUACGCUUAUCAUUGUGAAAGAAAUCCCAGAUAAUAAUAGACACCGCACCCAAGGUAAUCUCCAGCAGUAAAAGGUUCAUUUACAUAAAUACUUU